CCUUCUUACUCCUCCUCCUCACACCUCAUAAACCGGCUCGUCUCACACUCCUCUUCCCUUCACCCUCCCCAUCUUUUCUUCCGUUCCCACUUUUGUUGUUCUGUGGUCUGUAAAUGGGAAGGGGGAAGUCUCGCGAUACUUGGACUUUAUGAGAGAGUUUGUGGAAGAUGGCGCCUGUUGUGACAGGGAAAUUUGGGGAGCUUCCUCAGCCAAAGCGUCUCACCAGAGAGGCAAUGCGUAACUACUUGAAAGAGAGAGGAGAUCAGACGGUGCUCAUACUGCAUGCAAAAGUCGCACAGAAGUCAUACGGCAAUGAAAAGAGGUUCUUCUGCCCGCCGCCAUGCGUGUACCUGAUGGGCUGUGGCUGGAAGAAGAAGAAGGAGCAGAUGGAGCGGGAGGGCUGCUCAGAGCAGGAAGCUCAGCCCUGCGCCUUCAUCGGCAUCGGAAACAGCGAACAAGAGAUGCAGCAGCUCAACCUGGAAGGGAAGAACUUCUGCACGGCGAAAACGUUGUACAUAUCAGACUCGGAUAAGAGGAAGCACUUCAUGCUGUCAGUGAAGAUGUUCUACGGGAACAGCGCAGAGAUCGGAGUCUUCCUCAGCAAGCGCAUCAAGGUCAUCUCCAAACCCUCCAAAAAGAAGCAGUCCCUGAAGAAUGCCGACCUGUGUAUAGCGUCGGGGACUAAAGUGGCCCUCUUUAAUCGGUUGCGCUCUCAGACGGUCAGUACACGGUAUCUCCACGUGGAGGGAGGAAACUUCCAUGCCAGCUCGCAGCAGUGGGGAGCUUUCUACAUACACCUGCUGGAUGAUGAUGAAUCGGAGGGGGAGGAGUUCACAGUGAGAGACGGCUACAUUCACUACGGUCAGACCGUCAAGCUGGUGUGUUCAGUCACGGGCAUGGCUCUACCGCGACUGGUAAUCCGUAAGGUGGAUAAGCAGACGGCCCUGAUGGACGCAGAUGAUCCUGUAUCUCAGCUUCAUAAGUGUGCGUUUUAUCUGAAGGAUACAGAGCGCAUGUACCUGUGUCUGUCUCAGGAGCGCAUCAUUCAGUUUCAGGCCACUCCCUGCCCCAAAGAGACGAACAAAGAGAUGAUCAAUGACGGAGCAUCGUGGACCAUCAUCAGCACAGAUAAAGCGGAAUAUACUUUCUAUGAGGGAAUGGGCCCCGUCACACUACCUGUCACACCUGUGCCUGUUGUGGAGAGCCUACAGCUGAACGGAGGGGGUGAUGUGGCCAUGCUGGAGCUGACCGGGCAGAACUUCACUCCCAACCUCAGAGUAUGGUUUGGAGACGUGGAGGCGGACACCAUGUACAGGUGCGGAGAGAGCGUUCUGUGCGUGGUUCCAGAUAUCUCGGCGUUCCGCGAGGGCUGGCGCUGGGUCCGGCAGCCGGUGCAGGUUCCGGUCACUCUGGUGCGAAACGAUGGCAUUAUUUACUCCACCGCGCUCACCUUCACUUACACGCCUGAGCCGGGGCCCCGCCCACACUGCAGCGCCGCGGGGGCCAUCCUGAGGGGCAGCAGCACCUCCUCCAUCUCUCCAUCAUCCUCCUCAUCCUCCUCCUCAUCUUCAUCGUCAUCUUCAUCAGCGUCCAGCCUCCUCCUACAGUCCAGAGUGGACGGCCCGGCCGGUUACCAGGCGGCCGGGGGCGUGUCUUCGUCGUCCUCUUCCUCCUCGGCCAUGUCCGUGUCCUAACCUGUGCGAGUGAAAAACGCCACGUUUUGGAUUCUCCGAUUAAAAACUUGUAGGAAAAGGACAACCGUGAGAAAGAGGAGGAAAAAAACGAAACGGAAAAAAAAAAACUCAAGACCAGAAUCGGCUCUUAAAUCUCUUCUUCGUCUUCGAAACCAGCAGAGCUCCUUCUGUGAAUCCUCAGCAGUGCAGCGGCCAAAACCUGACGGAUACAAAAUUACCCGCUGCCUUUUUCCUCUGUAAGUACGGCUGCGGCUCCGUUUUCUAAAAGGGCUCGAUGCUCUGGUGCGCCAGGCAUGGAAGAGAAGCUAUCAUAGUAAUAUAGUUUUCAAGGACCAAGGAAUAUUAUUAUUAUUAUUAUUAUUAUUUUUAUUGAUAUAUAAUUUUAUAAGCUUUAGCUAAGGUACAUUUUUCACCUUUUUUUUGGUUUUAUAACAUAUAGUAAACUUUUGUUACCAAAUAGUUUUGUAUAUUUCUUGUGAGCGUAUUUUGUGCUCAGAAAUAAAAGGU
Molecule: messenger RNA, 2201 nt
Organism: Colossoma macropomum (tambaqui)
Lineage: Eukaryota; Metazoa; Chordata; Actinopteri; Characiformes; Serrasalmidae
Gene: rbpja
Product: recombination signal binding protein for immunoglobulin kappa J region a
Exons: 11
Coding region: 168-1694 (508 amino acids)
Biological process (GO): Notch signaling pathway; regulation of transcription by RNA polymerase II
Cellular component (GO): MAML1-RBP-Jkappa- ICN1 complex; nucleus
Molecular function (GO): DNA-binding transcription activator activity, RNA polymerase II-specific; RNA polymerase II cis-regulatory region sequence-specific DNA binding
Source: RefSeq, a predicted model, not a curated record